Cylicocyclus nassatus is the source of this 399-nucleotide messenger RNA. The record is from the annotation of a GenBank genome assembly. NCBI's taxonomy places the organism in Eukaryota, Metazoa, Nematoda, Chromadorea, Rhabditida, Strongylidae.
GGCGAAUGCGAAUGUCGAAACUACUGUCGCACAUACGGAGCAGCAGUUUGUGGUUCGGAUCGAGUCUCUUACGCUUCGUCGUGCCACCUUUAUGUGCGAGCAUGUCUGCUCGCCAAGAAAGGCGAAAAGCUGCGAAUAAUGGAGUACGGAGCCUGCAGACAGAAGAGCCCUUGUGAAGAUCUGCGAUGUGGACCUGGAGAAGAUUGCGUUGUGUCACAGAAAGAUGGAGUGCUCUCGGCGCAGUGCGUAUGCCCACAAUCUUGCCCAUCUUACGGCGAUUCAGUAGAAUCGUCGCCGGUUUGCUCUUCUCAAGGCAUAGACUAUCCAUCGUGGUGUCAUCUGAAGCAACAUGCAUGCCAUGCUCAAAUCAACAUCACUGUGCGAUUUUUUGGAGAAUGU